Molecule: messenger RNA, 4320 nt
Organism: Setaria italica (foxtail millet)
Lineage: Eukaryota; Viridiplantae; Streptophyta; Magnoliopsida; Poales; Poaceae
Product: putative disease resistance protein RGA3
Exons: 6
Coding region: 773-3841 (1022 amino acids)
Biological process (GO): defense response to other organism
Molecular function (GO): ADP binding
Source: RefSeq, a predicted model, not a curated record
GCAUCAAUGCAGGUGAUGCAAGGAAGAGGUGCCUUUUGCUAAAAGUGCUCUCUAGUUUCCAUUGACGACUCUGCUGUUGCAUCCUUUCGCCGGCCUGCUCGGCUCAAGAGAUAGCAGAAGCUUUGAUGCUGGACAACGUGCCCAUUCCUGUUGGACCACUGAUUGAAGAGAUCGUGUUGGGAGAAAAACACAAUUUGCAUUUAGAAAUAUCGACUCGACCUCCAUAUGCAGCAGUUUAAUCAGUGACUUACCAGUUGUCCCGUGUUCAGCUACUUUUUCUAGUUCUAUUAGCUCUGAAAAUUUUGAUUUACGGAGUUAAUGUGUGAUCUGUUGGUUUUCGGUGAUUGUGUGGUAGUCCACUUGUUUUCUGCCAGAAAAUUCAUUUUCUCGAUGCUCAAGUGAUGCCGAUAAGAGGAGGAACAGAGAGGAUACUUCAGUAGGAACUGCUCCUUGCGUUUUCAUCGUCCUCCUCUGUCUCUGCAUCAUAUCCUUUCAGUUUGAGAUGAUUGAAGAGUGAAGAGAUCCCAUGCGGAACCCUGUUGAUACUCCUUCCGCCUGCUGACUAGUAGCAGCAAAAGUGUAGUUGCUGCUUCAGCUGCACAAUUCAUGUGACACAAGGAAGAUGAAGCUUUUAGCCAGGAAGUGAUGUGAUUGCUCUCCAAUUUCCAGCUACCCCGCUGCUGAUUUGUGUCCUUUAGCUCUGGUUUGCUCUGCCUCUGCUCAGGCCUGACACCCGUUUGGUGGAUCUCCCUCAACGUCUUUGCAUUGUAACAUGGCAACCAUACUGGAAUCUUCUGUUGGAUCAUGUGUUAAGAAGUUGCAAGAGAUAGUUACAGAGGAGGCCAUACUAAUUUUAGGUGUAAAAGAUGAGCUCACAGAACUGCAGAGAAGGAUGGAGAGAAUACAUCACUUUCUUAAUGAUGCAGAGCAAUGGAGCUCAAAGGAAUCAGAUGAUAAUAAUUGUCUUGGUCAGCUAAGAGAUGCUAUGUAUGACGGUGAUGAUAUUAUCGACUUGGCUAGAUCUAAAGGAAGCAAGCUAUUACCAUAUCAUUCUCUGUCAUUAUCAAGCAAAUCGACUACAUGCAGUGGCCUUUCACCCUUCUCUUGCUUUUCUAAUAUCCAAACGCGUCAUCAGGUUGCUGUCAAGAUUACAAGCCUAAACAAAAGAAUAGACAAUAUUUUAAAGGAUAAAGGUAUUUCAUCUGUCCCAAAUAUACAACCUACUAGAAAAGAUUUAGAUCCGAAACUGAGAAAAACUUCCAACCUUGUUGAACCCUACCUUGUGGGUAAGGAGGUCAUACAUGCUACAAGAAAACUAGUGGAUUUGCUACUUGAACAUAAGGACAAGAGGUCUUACAAGCUUGCUAUUGUUGGAACAGGAGGAGUUGGUAAGACAACACUAGCACAGAAAAUAUACAAUGACCGAAAAAUAAAAGGGUGCUUCGACAAACAAGCAUGGGUUUGUAUCUCAAAAGAUUACUCUGAAAUUACUAUUCUAAAGGAGAUUCUUCGAAAAAUUGAAGUACAAUACAUGGAAGAUGAGUCAAUUGAUGAGCUCCAAAGCAAGCUGAAAUUAGCCAUCAAUGAGAAGAGCUUCUUUCUUGUGUUGGAUGAUGUCUGGGAUUCUCAUACAUGGGCAACUCUAUUGAAGAUCCCAAUGCAUACUGCAGCCACUGGGAUAAUUCUAUUGACAUCUCGACUUGACACUGUUGCUGUAGAAAUUGGAGUGGACUAUAAACACCGAGUUGAUUUAAUGUCAGUGGACGUAGGAUGUGAGUUACUUUGGAAGAGCAUGGACAUCAAUGAAGAAAAUAUAGUAGAAAAUCUUCGAGACUUAGCGAUAGAUAUUGUUCGCAGAUGUGGUUGUCUUCCUCUUGGAAUUAAGGUUAUUGCUAGAGUUUUGGCAAGCAAAGACCAAACUGAGAAUGAAUGGAAGAAGAUUUUAAGAAAAGAUGCUUGGUCCAUGAGCAAACUUCAUAGUGAAGUAACAAGCGCUUUAUAUCUAAGCUACGAAGAUCUACCACACUAUUUAAAGCAGUGUUUUGUGUAUUUUGCCAUGUUUCCAGAAGAUUCAGUUAUUUUGCGUGAUGAUUUGGUGAGGAUGUGGGUGGCUGAAAGGUUCAUAGAUGAGCAAGAUGGCCAGCUACUAGAAGAUACAGCUGAAGAAUACUACUAUGAGUUGAUAUAUCGAAAUCUCCUCGAACCAGAUUAUUUAAUAGCUGAUCUUAGUAAAUGCAGAAUGCAUGAUCUACUAAGGCAGCUUGCUUGUCAUUUAUCUAGAGAGGAAUGUUUUGUUGGUGACCCAGAAUCAAGAACAGUUAGUGUUAUGAGUAAAUUUAGACGUAUUUCAGUUGUCACUACGAAGGAUAUGGUGGUGUUACCUAGCAUAGAUAAGGAGCAGUAUAAAGUGAGAACUUUGAGGACAUCACAUAAAAAGUCAACAAGAGUUGAUAAUACAAUAUUUAGAAAACUUCAAUGUAUUGGAGUUUUGGAUUUGACUAACUCCGUUAUACAAGGUAUUCCAGAUUGUAUUGGAAGAUUAAUUCAUCUACGGUUACUUGAUCUUGAUGGAAGUGACAUAUCUAGUCUUCCUGAGUCCAUUUGUUGUCUCAUAAACCUUCAGAUACUAAACUUGCAGGGAUGUGUUGCUUUGUAUAGUCUCCCUCUAGGAAUAACUCGGUUAUGUAACCUGAGACGCCUUGGUCUUGCUGGAUCACCAAUAAAUCAGGUUCCAAAAGGGAUAGCUAAACUGAAGUUCCUCAAUGAUUUACAAGGAUUUCCAGUUGGUGGUGGCAGUGAUAACAGUGCUAGAAUGCAAGAUGGAUGGAAUCUAGACGAGCUGGGUCCUCUUUCCCAGCUGAGGAAUCUUCGUAUCAUUAAGUUGGAAAGAGCAUCGCCUUACAAUACAUAUUCAUUGUUACUAGACAAAAAGUUUCUCAAACAAUUAUAUUUAUAUUGUACAGAACAUACAGAUGAUCCAUAUUGUGAAGAAGAUGUAAUCAAUAUUGAAAGAACUUUUGAGAAGCUAAUCCCUCCACGGAACAUUGAAGAUCUAAGUUUGAAGCGAUUCUGUGGUGGGAGGUUUCCCUUCUGGCUGGGUACUGCUAGACAUUUGCCUUCACUGAAAUACUUGAACCUCUUUGAUUGCGAAUCAUGUGUGCAUCUUCCUGCAAUCGGGCAGCUCCCCAACUUGAAAUUCCUAAGAAUCCAGGGAGCAACUGCGGUCACCAAGAUUGGACCUGAAUUUAUUGGCUUCGGGGUGGGUAAUUUCGGAUCUCCAGAGGCAGUUGGUUUCCCCAAGCUUGAAACGUUUGUCAUCGAGGAUAUGCCCAACUGGGAGGAGUGGACCUUUGUAGUUGAAGUAGAAGAAGCAACAGCAGCAGGUAAGGAAGGUGGAGAAGAUGGAGCUGCUGCAAAGCAAAAGGGGGAAGCUCCACCUCCAAGGAUACAGCUGCUGCCUCGUUUGAAGAAGCUGCAUCUUUACCGCUGCCCCAAGCUGAGAGCUCUUCCACGACAGCUUGCACAGGAGGCCACCAGCUUGAAGGAGCUCCAAUUAAGAUACAUGGACAAUAUUAAGGUUGUGGAGGACCUUAUGUUCCUCUCUGAUUUCCUUGCAAUUGUGGAUUGUGCAAGCCUGGAGAGGGUGUCGAAUCUACCGCAAGCAAGAGAGCUGCGUGUGUGGGGCUCUCCAUGCUUGACGUGUAUUGAGAAGUUGGACAACCUGCAGCUGCUGUUUCUGCACGAGAGUAUGCAAGAGGUCUCCUCACUGUGGCUGCCUGGGCUCCAACAGCAGUGCAGACAAGUUCAUGGUGAAGAUUUGGAUGUCUAUAAUUGGACAUGAGAUGGCAUACAACUUUCACAACAAUAUGGCUACUAAGAUGCAAGGUGGCUACAGUACGCUUUAUGCAAGUUUAAUGGUGCAGCUGAUUGGGCAGUAACAACAGCGCCAACAACUUCAUGGGGAAACAACUUCAGGAUUUCUGGAUAUUGGUCUUCUGUAGGAAGCAGGACUGAUGAUAAAGUGCAACGAUCAUGCAUGUUGAGCUGACGCCGGCAGGUGGGAACACCAAGAGAUGAAAUCAAGAACAGCUGCAUCCAAUGCAGCAAUGCUUGCUCUAGGUUGGGCCUAUGAGAACUGGGAAGGGUUUGUUCUAUGUCUGUUCUUGGUUACAUGCUACUGAAGGAUGACUGUGAUCAAGAAUAAAAUGUGUGCAUCCUUGUGUGCUAUUCUUGUGAGCAUGUCUGAAUAAAAUAUGUGCUACUUGAGUGUUUGGCUAUCCUUGUGUGCAUGUCUGAAUAAAAUGUGUGCUACUUGAGUGA